CGACAAAGAGGGUGUCGGGGCAGUAGCAGUUGGUGUCGGAGAAGUGACGGUGGUGCCAGGGACGUUGACAGUAGUGCCAGAGACGACGGUGGUGGUUCCGGGGAUCGUGACAGUAGUGCCAGAAACGACGGUCGUUGUCGCGGGGACAGUGACAGUAGUGCCAGUGACGACGGUAACUGUCGCAGGGAUGGUGACAGUAGUACCAAAGAUGACCGUGGUAGUGGUAGGAACCUCGACGGUGGUGCCAGGAGCGCCAGGAGUGGUGCCGGGAACGUUAACAGUUGUGCCAGAGACCACGGUGGUGGUGGCGGGGAUGGUCACAGUUGUUCCGGAGACAACAGUGGUCGUGGCGGGAAUCGUGACAGUAGUGCCAGAGAUGACCGUGGUAGUGGUAGGAACCUCGACGGUGGUACC
Pyricularia grisea is the source of this 414-nucleotide messenger RNA. RefSeq lists its product as uncharacterized. The transcript is spliced from 2 exons. The annotation marks the transcript as partial. The record is from RefSeq and is a predicted model, not a curated record. Lineage: Eukaryota; Fungi; Ascomycota; Sordariomycetes; Magnaporthales; Pyriculariaceae.